AUGUCCUACUUGCUGGGAGACGACUAUGCGAGCAGCAGCAGCAGCAGCGAGAGCGAGAGCGAGGGAGAAACGAGCACAGGGAUCCGCGAAAGGAAGACACAAGUGGGAGACGAUGCAGAUCAAGAGAAGAAGCCCGUCACGCAACGGUUGCCGUCAGCAGACAGCGUCUUGUCCGCAGUGUCCGCGUCCACAGCCUCUUUCCUGCCACCGAAUCGCUGUGUCAAGCUCCAGAGCAGUGUCGAGUCGUUCGAUUUGACGGCUGAGCAGCGUCCAAGGUGUCAACUGCAAGAGAAAAAGGAGGAGCGUCAGCAGUGGGGGCAAGAAGAGAUCGAGUGCGUCGCAGAUCGAGGCAGGAACGACCGGAAACGGCUUCGGCCAACGGAGGAACCUGCGACUCGAGAGCCAUUUGUGACGCGUGGGAAGAAAGAUGCCAAGGAGCGAGUGAAAAACCAACGAGUAAAAGGCCAGGCAGGUAUCGGUCCGGAUUUCCGAAGCUGGAAGUCAGAGACGGAGAUGGCAUUGCGCCAACAGUUCGACUGA
Messenger RNA from Peronospora matthiolae, 540 nucleotides. The record is from the annotation of a GenBank genome assembly. NCBI's taxonomy places the organism in Eukaryota, Oomycota, Peronosporomycetes, Peronosporales, Peronosporaceae.